Messenger RNA from Panicum virgatum (switchgrass), 1092 nucleotides. RefSeq lists its product as uncharacterized. Gene Ontology annotation, biological process: proteolysis. The transcript is spliced from 3 exons. Gene Ontology annotation, molecular function: aspartic-type endopeptidase activity. Bases 1 to 1014 code for a protein of 337 amino acids. The record is from RefSeq and is a predicted model, not a curated record. NCBI's taxonomy places the organism in Eukaryota, Viridiplantae, Streptophyta, Magnoliopsida, Poales, Poaceae.
AUGGGGCCUCCCGGCGCGGCGAACGACCAGCGCAACACAGCAGCACGCACCGACGGCGGUGGUCGUCUCAGUUGUUCUGGCACAUGCCUUAGUGAAAAAAGCGCGACCAGCGCUGACUACACCACUCGUUUUGUGGAUGGGUUGAAAAGUGAAAUUCGCUCUGCUGUAGUAAUUCAGCGUCCUCCCGAUGUAGAUACUGCUUGUGUUCUUGCUCUGUUGCAGGAGGAGGUCCUGGAUCGUGAUCGGCAAACCCAUGUUCGGCCGUUUCUGUUUUCUUCGGCUGCUCGUCAACCGGCCAAGACACCUCUGCCAUUGCCUUUGCCUCCGGCACCAGACAAGAUCAGUGCCACAGUUCCUGCAACUGACAGGCGUGCUCCUGAACCUACUCGUGGCAGGCCGUAUGAUGAUAAAUUGGCUGCUCUGCGUUCUUAUCGUCGUGCCAAGGGGCUGUGUAUUAAGUGUGAUGAGAAAUGGCAUCCUGAUCACAAAUGUCCUGACUCUGUUCAGCUGCAUGUGCUCCAGGAAGUGUUUGAUCUUCUCCAGCUUGAAGAGGAACCAGUUGAUGAGGAGGUGGCCUCUCAGCAUCAUUCUGAACAGCUGUUUUGUGCCUUGUCCGAUAGUGCUGUGUCAGGUACAGAAGGUCCUCGAACAAUGAAAUUCCAGGGUUCCAUUCAGGGGUUGCCAAUUCUUAUUCUUAUUGACUCUGGUAGCUCUCAUACCUUCAUCAGUUCUACAGUGGCAUCUAAGUUAUCAGUUCAUUCUCAGUUGCCUGCACCUAUUGGAAUUCUAGUUGCUAAUGGUAACUACUUGCAGUGCACUACUCAAUUGUUGCAAGCUGAAUGGCUGGUCCUGGGAUGCUGUUUUCAGACAGACAUGAAGAUAAUUCCUCUCAGCCACUAUGAUCUCAUUGUAGGUAUGGAUUGGUUGGAAAUUUUUAGUCCUAUGAAAGUGCAUUGGCAGCAUUGUUCAUUUGGACCCAGGAGCAUCCUUUCAGACUCUACAGAAGGCUCUUAGCUCGGCCCCAGUGCUGGCUUUACCUGAUUUUGCAGUACCAUUUUGCAUAGAGACUGAUGCUAGUGGUUUAGGCAUUGG